GCCGGGCGGGCGCCCCCGCGGUGGCGGCUGCCUGGGCUGAGCUCGCCGCCAUGGCCGCGCCGGGCGCCGGGGCGUCGGGCUCCGGGGGGCCGUGCCCGCUGUGGACGGCGCUGUACGACUACGAGGCGAGCGGCGAGGACGAGCUGAGCCUGCGGCGGGGAGACGUGGUGGAGGUGCUGUCGCAGGAUGCGGCCGUGUCCGGCGACGAUGGGUGGUGGGCGGGCAAGAUCCGGCAGCGGCUCGGCAUCUUCCCCGCCAACUACGUGACCCGGCAGCCCCGCGGAACGGCGGGUGACGAGCCGGCGGGCAGCCUGACCGAGAUCGACUUCCAGCACCUGGAGCUGCAAGAAAUCAUCGGCGUGGGGGGGUUCGGCAAGGUGUACCGCGCAACCUGGCGCGGCCGGGAGGUGGCCGUGAAGGCGGCGCGGCAGGACCCAGACGAGGACAUCACGGCCACUGCCGAGAGCGUGCGGCAGGAGGCCAAGCUGUUCGCCAUGCUACGGCACCCCAACAUCAUCGCCCUGCACGGGGUCUGCCUGCGGGAGCCCAACCUCUGCCUCGUCAUGGAGUUCGCCCGCGGCGGUUCCCUCAACCGGGCCCUGGCCGCCGCCGCCUCCUCGUCCGCCGCCGUACCCGGGGGCCGCCGCAUCCCCCCGCACGUCCUGGUGAACUGGGCAGUGCAGAUCGCCCGCGGCAUGCUCUACCUGCACGACCAGGCCAUCGUCCCCAUCCUGCACCGCGACCUCAAGUCCAGCAACAUUUUGUUGCUAGAGAAGAUGGAACAUGAUGACAUUUGCAAUAAAACUUUGAAGAUUACAGAUUUUGGUCUGGCUAGAGAAUGGCACAGAACAACCAAAAUGAGUGCAGCUGGGACGUACGCAUGGAUGGCUCCAGAAGUUAUCAAGUCCUCCCUGUUUUCUAAAGGAAGUGAUAUUUGGAGUUAUGGAGUGUUGCUGUGGGAACUGCUUACAGGAGAAGUUCCUUACCGUGGCAUUGAUGGCCUUGCUGUGGCUUAUGGAGUUGCUGUCAAUAAGCUUACUUUGCCCAUUCCAUCCACUUGUCCUGAACCAUUUGCAAAACUAAUGAAAGAAUGCUGGGAACAGGACCCUCAUAUCCGACCAUCAUUUGCCAUAAUUCUUGAACAGCUUACUGCCAUUGAGGGGGCAGUAAUGACUGAAAUGCCUCAAGAAUCUUUCCAUUCCAUGCAAGACGACUGGAAAUUGGAAAUUCAGCAGAUAUUCAAUGAAUUGAGGACCAAGGAAAAAGAGCUUCGAUCACGAGAAGAAGAGCUGACAAGAGCAGCUCUUCAGCAAAAAUCUCAAGAAGAGCUGCUUAAACGGCGUGAGCAACAGUUAGCAGAACGUGAGAUCGAUGUAUUGGAGCGUGAACUGAACAUCAUGAUAUUCCAGUUAAAUCAAGAGAAACCCAAUGUAAAGAAGAGAAAGGGCAAAUUUAAAAGAAGCCGGUUAAAACUUAAAGAUGGACACAGAAUUAGUUUGCCUUCAGAUUUCCAGCACAAAAUAACAGUGCAGGCAUCUCCUAAUCUGGAUAAAAGGAGGAGUUUAAACAGUAACAGUUCUAGUCCAUCAAGUAGCCCCACAAUAAUUCCUCGUCUUCGAGCCAUACAGUUGAUUCCCAGUACAGAUACACACACAGCUAAUGGCCGAAGAAACAGUGUAUAUGUGUACCAGCAAGAUGUAGAUAUCACAAGUGAAUGUGAACUUCCCAGUGGGGUUAUGAAAAAAGUAACUUCAGAUGAAAGCAACAAAACUUGGGGAAGGAGCACAACUUACCACCAGGAAGAGUUUGAAGAAGUGAAGAAAAAUUUUAAAAAGAGAGGUUGUACAUGGGGACCAAGUUCAAUUCAAACAAAGGAUCGUGCAGAUUGUAAGGACAAAAUAAGACCCCUUUCAGAUGGCAGCAACCCUUGGUCAACACUUGUAAUGAAAAAUCAGAAGGGUGUUCCUCUAGCUUCGCUGUUUGUGGACCAAGAUGUGUGCACUGAUAAGAAACUUCUCCCUGAAAGUUUGGACAGUAAAAGACCAAAGUCAAUUAAGUUGCCAAGUCAGGCCUAUAUUAACCUACCUCUUUGGAAGGAUGAUCAAGGAGAGAAUACAGUAGAACAUGAAAGCUUUGAAGAAGGAACCUCUGCCAGUUCUACAAAUAGUACUCCUCAAAUGACACCUACAAACAGUCUGAGCAGAACACUGCAGAAGAAGAAGACUGAUUCAGUUCUUUAUGGUUGUGCAGUCCUCCUCGCAUCUGUUGCUCUGGGCUUGGAUAUUAGAGAGCUGAACAAAUCACAAGGUCCAGAUGAACUCUUGCCUAAAGAUGAGAAGAAGAAACGUGAUGGAAUAUUUCAGCGUGCUUCAAAAUUUCGCAGGAGUGCGAGCCCUACAAGACUGCAGUCCAAAAAAGAGGAAACGGGUAUUCCAUCCUUAAAUCCAGCAGCAAGUACUGUGAAUCUUCUCUCUAUGCCCUCCAUUUCCACAAAAUGCCUACUUCAGUCUGACAGUGAAGACGCGUUUGUAAGCAGUGUGCUUGGUGAUUGUGAUCCACAUAAUUCUAAUGAGGACUUUUUAUCUUAUGAAACUUAUGAAAAUAAAAGAGAACAGAGAAUACAGAUGGCUCCUAAUACAGUUUCUGCACGAUUAAAAAAUCAGCCUUUUAAUCUGUGUCUGCAACAAGAUUCUCAAAAAGUUCCAAAUGCUUCCUCAGUGAAGACGAGUGUGUUGAGUCAUAGACGAACCUUAUCAGAUGGGAACAAUUUUCACACCACAGCUAAUGGAUUUGCUUCAACCGAUGAUGUCUCCAAGUUGCCCAUUCUUUCAGUUACUGGAGCUCUACAUUCUCCGUCUCUUCAAAGAAGCAGCAACCACUGUGGUAUUUCAAAUGAAAAACAAAGAGCUAUGAAUAUUAUAUCAAGGCCUCGACCUUCUUCUGUUAGAAGUAAAAUUGAUCCAUGGCAGAUUCUUCCGCAUAUUAUGAAACCAAACUCUAAAGACUCCAAAUGCUUAGAGGGCAGUACGGAUCCAGACGUUCACCUCUUGCCAGACACUGAGGAAAGAACUAACUGCCACAUGCCCUCAUUACUUGAUAUUGAUGUGGAAGGUCAAAAUAGAGACUGUACUGUGCCUUUAUGUCGAAUGAAGAGCAAAACAUGCCGGCCGUCUAUAUAUGAACUGGAGAGAGAGUUUUUGUCUUGAGUGCCUUUCAUUUUAAAUAUUUUCUUUUUAAAGGAGAACAAAUAUAAACUUCUUGUCCACCUAAUGCUUUAUGCUGCUGUUUUUUUGAUGUACUGUAACAAAUAGUACCAAAAUUAUUAAAGCGGGCAGCUAAUUAAGGAAGUGUGAUAGGUGCCUUUUUCAAAUGGAAUCCCAGCUAGUACUUCUAGAAGCACAAUACUUCUUAAAGUUCCUGAGCGUAUUUUGAAUGAUUAAAAUAACAUACUCAUCUCCCUCUGCAGCGUUACAUACAUGUUCUAUAAAUUUGAAUUAUUUUUCUGGAAAUCUAACUUUGCACAUUGAAAAACUGAAGGACAUGUGGUAACAUUGUGUUCACUCAAGAAGAGUUUAGCAUAAGGAGUUAUCUGCAGCUAGCUUCUAUAUGCCUUGUAGAAUUAUGAAAGGGGUCAAGGGCUUAAGAUGCUAGUAUAGAAAACUGUUCAGUCCCCAUUAAUGGCUGGUUACAUUUUGGCAUGUUAUACUGAAGUUGGUUAAGGACCAGCAGCUGCAUUUGCAGUCUUUGCCCUUGGUGUUUGAGAGAACUUUCAGCUGUGUGCAUUAGUUUCUUCAGAAAGUUUUACUGCUUAUGUAAACACUUGGGUUUCAGCCACUAUAUUGAUUUGAGAAAGUAAACUUUAAUAUUUUGAUUGGAUUAAAGGUAUUGGACAUGCUUUCUAAUGUGAAACAGCAUUCCUUGUAGGUAAGGAUACACUGGAAUGUAAAUAUUUGUACUCUUAACUUUUUGAAGACUGCAGUGUUUGCACUGAAAAGAAUAUUCUUGGCUUGGAAUUUUUUUUUUCUUUUUUGUAUGAUGGAGAGGAUUAUGCCCUCUAGCCCCUCUUUGUUUUUUGAAAACUCUGCUGCACUUUUUAUUGAGAAAAGAAUUGAUGGGAUUAAGAAUGACUGUUUUUUGGGGGGGGUUUAGGUGAUUCAGCAGUGCGUUCUACUGCGCUCAAAUUUUUGAGCAGCAAAAAGGAAGCAUUUUCAUUAUAUAAUUUCUGAAGCUUUUCUUCCUAAAUUUACUACUGAUAGCCCCCUUAGAAAUUAAAGGGCAAAGAGAUGUGCUUGGCUGCUUUUCAGAGAUACAACAGUUUCAUAAAAUUGCAAAUAGUUAAUUGUGGUGGGAGGCUUAAUCUUGAUUAAAAAAUAACAAUAAAAAACCUUAACAGUUUAUUUACAAUUUCACUAAGCGAAUAAGUAAAACCAAGUGUACAGUCUCUUUUAUUUGAUGAAAGCAUUUCUAGAAUGAAAGGAACAUCCCUCAUAUUCCAAUACUUCAAAUCUUAAUUUGCAUAUCUUUUGACAAAUAGUCUUCAUAAAUAAAAUUGGGUCACAUUAGAGCAACAUUACCAUGUACUCCUCAGAGCAGUACUUUGCUGAGGCUUUUGUUGUUUGUUCUGGGGUCCAAGUGUUCGAGGGUUAAAUAGAAUACACAUUUACUUAAAAGCUUCAAAGCCAGGAGAUUAAAAAAAGGAAAGUUUCUAUUUUAAGGCUGGUAUGCAGUAGGUUGGUUACUUUGAGAAUGGUAGGUAACUAGACAUACAAAAUCAUGAAAUUGAAAUCACAUAGAGCGGAACACAGAUAAAUAUCAUUUCCCAGCUACCUAAGUGAAAGUAGGAAAGGGUUUCCUUCCAAUAGUAUUUUAACUGAAAGUGAAGACAAAUAGAUUAGUUGUCUGUAAAACUACAUGCCUGCAUAGCAGAUUAUUACAUUUUGUUCAAACACUCUUAUUUCAGUAAUCUUAUUUCCUUGUCAACGUUACUCAAGUUACAUGCUGUUCUUUGACUUUUCUUUAAAUUCAGUUUCAUCAGUACACUUCAGUAGAUGAAAUCUAUUCCAGUUCUGAUAAAAAAAAUGUUUUUGUAAAACAGUUGUGUAAUGCACAUGGAUCAAAUCUUGAAUCUAUUUUGCUAGUCCAUUUAUCUUCAGGGCAUAAUUAAAAACCUAGAACAUUAUGUGUAUUUCAACUCUGAUCAAUUACUCUGAUGCAACACUGAGAGCAAAGGAGUUGAUUGUAUUAUAUGUUUCUAAAGAAAGUGUCUCUGUUUUGCUUUCUAAAGGAAAAUCUCAGGUGCUGAACUAAUUUUGACUUACAAACUUCUGUAUUUAAAGGUUUAUAUCACUUGUGGAAUUUUGCACCCUUCAUUUUGUAAUCAGUCAGCUUAAAAUGCUCUUUGUGGGCUAUAUUGUUUUCACUUAUCAGUGGCUUAUCUCAUUGUUAAACAAAGACUUCUAUUUCUGUUCAGUUGAUAAUUUUGCUUGAGAACGGGUCAUAUUAUGACCAGCCCAGUGUAUUAUAAUUAAUUUAGAAGUAUGUAUUCCACCUCUCAAUCUGAGAGGGUUUAGGUAAGCCAGCUUAAUUAAUUUUUCUUUUGUGAUGCAGUCUUUCUAAGCUUUAGUCCAUAGAACUUUAUUCUUGUUUUUGAUAGUUCCAUAGGCCAGUCUUCACUGAAUCUAAAAAAGAGAAAAAGAAAAAUAUUGCAAUCGUGGUUUUGCAGUCUGUUUUACUUGCCACCAGAGAAGCUUUUUAUGAAGUUAGAGCUAUCUGGUAUGCUUUAAGUAAUCUGUCUUGUUUGAAGUUAUAUUUAUUUCAAUGUAGGUUAAUAGUCUGACCAAAUAAUAAAUUAUGUUGAUUGUUUUAGCAUAAAACUGAAGGUGCUCACGCUACAAAGAUUAAGAUAAACACUUGACAUGCUGUUUUACAAAACCUGAUGAUUUAAAUGUUUUUAUUUAAAAAAUAAAUGUUUUGUAGCUACUGGA
Molecule: messenger RNA, 5984 nt
Organism: Tympanuchus pallidicinctus (lesser prairie-chicken)
Lineage: Eukaryota; Metazoa; Chordata; Aves; Galliformes; Phasianidae
Gene: MAP3K21
Product: mitogen-activated protein kinase kinase kinase 21
Exons: 11
Coding region: 51-3206 (1051 amino acids)
Biological process (GO): protein phosphorylation
Molecular function (GO): JUN kinase kinase kinase activity; protein binding; ATP binding
Source: RefSeq, a predicted model, not a curated record